Helianthus annuus (common sunflower) is the source of this 616-nucleotide messenger RNA. Its product is annotated as 3-dehydrosphinganine reductase TSC10A. NCBI's taxonomy places the organism in Eukaryota, Viridiplantae, Streptophyta, Magnoliopsida, Asterales, Asteraceae. Gene Ontology annotation, cellular component: endoplasmic reticulum membrane. The coding region runs from base 44 to 616 and encodes 190 amino acids. The record is from RefSeq and is a predicted model, not a curated record. The transcript has a single exon. Gene Ontology annotation, biological process: sphingolipid biosynthetic process. Gene Ontology annotation, molecular function: 3-dehydrosphinganine reductase activity.
AUAUUUUCUCACUUUUUUUUUCUAAUUUCUUCUCACAUCACAAAUGGCAGACAUUAAUCUCUCAUUCCUCACACUCUGCAUCCUCCCAAUCCUCCUCUUACUCUUCCUCAAACUCAUAAUCCGGCCCCACCCAGUCACAAUCCCAAUCAAAUCCCGCCACGUGUUCAUCACCGGCGGCUCCAGCGGCAUCGGCUUGGCUCUCGCGCGCCAAGCCGCAGCCGAAGGCGCUCGCGUCACCAUCCUAGCUCGAAACCCUAGCAAGCUCGAAGAAGCCAAAGCCUCCAUCCGCCUCUCAACCGGCAUCGACGUCACCACCGUUAGCGCUGACGUGUGCGACUUUGACGCCGUGAAGACGGCCGUGGAGAGUGUGGAUCCGAUCGAUGUGUUGGUUUGUAAUCAAGGGGUUUUUGUUGCGUAUGAGCUUGAGAAACAGGAGAUUAAGGAGGUUAGGGAGAUGAUUGAUGUGAAUUUGGUUGGGAGUUUUAAUCUGGUUAAGGCUGUGUUGCCUGGGAUGAAGAGUAGGAGUGAUCGAAAGCCGCUUUCGAUUGCGUUAUAUGUCGUCUCAGGCCGGGCAGGGUAUGAUGUUUUUGUUAGCUUUGAUUUAACUAGGUUAUGA